This is a messenger RNA of Trametes versicolor FP-101664 SS1, 1236 nucleotides long. RefSeq lists its product as uncharacterized. Bases 58 to 1071 code for a protein of 337 amino acids. The transcript is spliced from 22 exons. The record is from RefSeq and is a predicted model, not a curated record. NCBI's taxonomy places the organism in Eukaryota, Fungi, Basidiomycota, Agaricomycetes, Polyporales, Polyporaceae.
GUCGCUAGGACGCACAAUGAACGCUUACGCCCCGAUUCACAAAGUGCUCCUCCGGUCAUGUCGCUUCCUUUGGCUUCCCUUCCCUUGAGCCUCGACGAUACCUAUGGGGCUCUUCUGGUGGGGACAUUUCUUGGUAUAAUAUUGUAUGGCGUCAGCUUGCACCAACUCUUCCGGUACAUCCGGUUGUACCCCUUCGACGUUCUUUCGAUUCGGUUUCUUGUCACAAGUGUCAUGGUACUUGAGACAUUGCAUGUGGUGAUGACGAUGGACAUCUGCUAUUAUUACCUCGUUACCCACUACUUCCAGCCGCUAGUGCUCCUGGAGGGCGUGUGGUCUCUGCAGCUCAUUCCGGCGGUUACGGCCUUGACUGCUUGCGUUUCCAAAGUUUUCUUGGCCCGACGGGUAUUUCUGACCGGCCCCCGCUCUCGAUGGGCUACCGCACUUGUGGGCAUACUGCUCGUCGCCGAGCUAGCUCUUGGCAUCGUCUUGUCCGUUAAGGGAUUCAUCAUCGUCAGCCUGCUGCAGUACGCAGAGUCCACUGUUGGGAUCCUGUCGGCCUGUGAGGCGGCGGCCAUUGCUGCCGAUGUGCUGCUCGCUGGAACGCUCACCGUGACGCUCUGGACCCAGGGGUAUCAGCGCUCACGCCAGUCGGAGUUCCCCACCACCGACCUCUUCAUGACAUACGUGGUGAAGACCGGUCUCCUCACUGGUAUCUGCAACCUGCUUGCUUUGAUCCUGGCCCAAGUUUGGAAGCAAGCGUUGUUCUACUCUGCCGUCAACAUCAUCACCACUCGAUUCUACGCGAACACCCUUUUCGCUGUGCUCAACUCGCGGGAGCUUAUGGCGAACGGCCGGCUGGAGAUCUUCGCGAACGCCGAAAACACCAGUUUCAACGCGUUUGCGCAAGCACACCGUGUCGCGCAGGCCCAGCAGUGGAACGCACCCUACGCAAAGUCAACUCCCAACGCGAUCAAGGUCAACGUGACCGCCGAGAGGGAGGACUAUGUCCCCGACUCGAGCCGAGGCGGGAGCAUGGUGUUCGACCGGAAGUCCGAGUCUCUCCCUGUUUAACGUGCCCUGCUUGUGACAGGGUUUUAUGGUUUAAAGCGGACAGUCUUUGAUGGUUUUGCGCGGCCGCGGGAGCCCCUCCGCUGCCAGGCUUGUAGUAGCUCAUCGCACAUGUGUUGUAGUGUUGUCCAUUAGCUCAUAUUAUUAUGUAUCGUAACUUAAUGUUCU